GUUGUUCUCGACUCUCCGAACUUUCGGGAGAACCACGGAGGAAGGAGGGGAGGUAGAGAGAGAGAAAACGCAAUUUUUCCUGUCAGAGGUGUCUUUUUGUGGAUCAGGAAAAGACGGUCCUGGAAGGCGGUGAAAUCCACCAAACUGAGUCGCAAAAGGCCAGCAGAAGAGGAGGUGUGAAGGUGUAGCUAUGUCGGCUGUGUGGCGUGAGGAAGAUGAGGAGUUCAAGGUGGGAGGAGCCAAAGGAGGGUUGAGAUCCAAACCCCGGUUCUCCUUCACUGAGGUCAAAGUGCUGCUGGAGGCGGUGAAGAGGAACAGAUUCAUCCUCCUCAGUGAGUGGAAAGGGAAGUUUAACCAAGGCGUGUCGGCUGAAGCCAAGAAACAGACCUGGACUGAAAUCACCAAUCAGAUCAACGGUCUGGGAGAGAACCACAGAGAGGUGCGUCAGAUCAUGAAGAAAUGGGCGGACCUGAAAUGUGACGGGAAGCGACGCGCCUUGGCCCUCCGGAGCCCCAAUGGGAACAACAUGAGGAAGAAGAACCUGGGCCCCAUAGAGAGGAUGGUGUACAAGAUCCUCAUCAUGAGUCCCAGAGCAGGUGGCGACAGUGAUCUGGAGAUGGGUGAAGAUGAAGAUUUUUCAAAGCUUUACAGUAAAGGCCCAGCCCCCAACACCACCACCUACUCCUACCUCAGCUUGACGGACAGUUCCCACUCUGUACCUGGAGGAGGGGCCUCUUUUGACCUGUCUCCUCUCUCCUCCCCAGAGAAGGAUCUGGAUGGCAACCCUUUCCACAUGUCCUCCGACUUGGACAUGGGUGACGCUGGAGAAUAUGCCUUGGACUUCGAAGAAAACGACGACUCCAUGUUCUUCCUCCCUCAACCCCCACCCUCCGCCUCCCUCACCUCCCUGGACCCCCUGCCUGACAACGCCCUGCUGAGGAUGAAGCCUGUCCACACCUACUCCCGAAACAGCCAGAGCAACACCACCUCCCCAAAACCUCCCCCACCAGUACCCUUUUUCUCCGGGGCCUCCACCUCCUCAGUUAUCCCUUCGGCGUCUGGUUCAGAAACUGCCUCCUCUGCUGCUGCGCACCCCCCGUCGCAGCCCCUCAUAAGCUCCACCAUUACCUUCUCCCUCCCUGUUCCUUCCUCCUUAUUUGCCCUCCCUCCCCCGCCUUCCUCAUCCAAAGUCUCUAAACCUGCGCCCUCCAUCGCGCCGCCUCCCGCCUCCUCUGUUGCUUAUAUCGCCCCCUCCUCUUCAAUCCUCCCUCCCUCCAUCUCCAGCGCUAAUCGUGACCCUCUCCCGGCCGGAGGGGCCCCCCGCAGGACCCAUGAUGCCGUGGCCCAGAUGGCGUCUCAGGGCCUGGAGCAGCAGAGGGCCAGCAGGAUGCUCCUGAGCUCCGUGUCCCAGUCUCUGGAGGUGCUGGCCCAGUCGGUGCAGCUGCUGGUGGAGAGCCAGCAGGAGUUUGUUCAGGACUCCCUGCAGCUGCAGCGGGAAACGGUGGACAUCCUGAGGGACUUCUCCAACACGGCGAUCACCAUGCUGAGGGACAAAACCACUAACCACCCUCCUGCCCCACGCUUCUGAAACACAGAGAUGUUUCCACAGACAUGGUGCAGCUGUAGUUCGGCAGAUUACAGGAGACGUGUGGAGGUCUUCUCCUGCUGGGCUGCUGAAAUCAGGACAAUGUUCGCCCGAAGGCACAAACAUGCAGUUUAAGGUUUGUUUCUGUGUUUUCCUCACUUUAAAUCGUCUUUUUUUUAAAAAGGUGGCGUUUGGAACUGACUGGAUUUUACCUGAUCACUGAAUGAGGGGAAAUGGACAAAAGAACAUUAAUGUGUCAGUAGAAUAGAAGAGUACUAACCCUUGCUGUGUCUCAAUUUGGAUACUUCUCUUAGUACACUGUGAGUACGCAGCUACCCGCUGCAGUGGAAAUGCGCCAUAAGGCACUUGAAUUUGGACUGUGUAAUGUCUCAAAUGGAACAAGACUGCCGACCCUCACGAGAAGUUACGAUCUCCGCUGUUCAUUAGCUAGCCGGAGCAAGCCAAGUAGUAGCCAAGAUGGCGGCCGUCGAGUGUGAAAGUUGUCCAGUGUUUUGACCGUAGUGAGCGCACAAUCUGGAUACUCAACAGUAGAGAGAAGAUACAGAAGAACGCAGCUCCUGCCUCCUUUGCCCGACAUCUUAACGUGUGACACGACUUCAUGGCUGAUCUUUACCACAUCUUGUUUGUGAUGAAACGACCACUUGAUAAUAAAAGCAUUAACAUUUCCUGUGUUACUUUUUCUACAGACCAUGAAAAGAUUCCACCCAAAAACACAACAUUUUCUGAAAUGACUCGUUCACAGAUUUCUAAUGGAAGACAUUUGUUUUUCUGAAUGUUCAGAAUAUUUCUGAUCUUUCAUGCAGUGGAUUAAAGAAAACAUUUCUAAAAUGAUUCAUGGAAACAUCAAGAUGGGACAUUCCUAGCAGCCAAUGCUAAAUCUCUUUGGAGGUUAGUUUACUUGCUGAAUGGUGAAACAGCAGAUUUGAUGCAGAAUGAUCUUGAACGGAAGAUUGUGAUACCCCAUAAUCCUUUACUUCAACCUGACCACAUGGCAAGCAUCACAAGUUAUUUAUGUUUCUGGAACAACAUGGAAGUCCUUAAAUCUCCAAGUGUGUUUUACAUGUUGUACAAAAUAGCAUUUCAUUUAAAUACUGGUGUUAUAUACACACAAAUAUGCCUUUUGUGUUCAUCAAUAAAAAAUCAAUUUGAGCGCAA
This is a messenger RNA of Notothenia coriiceps (black rockcod), 2761 nucleotides long. RefSeq names its product wiskott-Aldrich syndrome protein homolog 1-like. The coding region runs from base 191 to 1588 and encodes 465 amino acids. NCBI's taxonomy places the organism in Eukaryota, Metazoa, Chordata, Actinopteri, Perciformes, Nototheniidae. The record is from RefSeq and is a predicted model, not a curated record. The transcript is spliced from 7 exons. Gene Ontology annotation, cellular component: nucleus.